GGUGGGUGCCACCCGUGGCAGGUGGUGGCAGCUGGGUGCCACCCGUGGCAGGUGGUGGCAGCUGGGUGCCACCCGUGGCAGGUGGUGGCAGGUUACUGACACUCGGGGCAGGCGGCAGCAGGUGGUGAUGCCCCACCUGCUGCUCCUCCUGCUCCUGCUCAACUCUGCUGCAGCAGACAAGGUCGUAGAGAGUCUUCGAGACGGCUUCGGCUACUACUACAAGAUCGCUGGCUACGCCCUCAACGACCCGGCUGACUACCAGGUCGUCCAAGUUAACAGUGGCUGUGAGUGCCACCGCCGGUGUCAGGUGCUGCCAACGUGCCACUCGGUGUCAGUGCUGAGAACAGCAGGAGGCGCCAUGGAGUGCCGCGUGUCUAAGAGACCUGCCGUGCUGACCAACGUUUGGGACCGCCCCAAGCUCUACCGGAACCCCACGGCCAUCCACUUUCUCUUCACGGGUAUGUUGCUGCUGCUCCAACUGUUGCUAUUGCUGCUGCUCCUGCUGUUGCUGCUGCUUCUCCUAAACCCUAGUCCAGAGGCAGUACAGGGUGACGCAGUAAACAUUGGUUUAUACAGUCCAGAGACAGUACUAUAUGUGCCUGCAGGAUCAUGGACUCCUGGACCCCACCUUUCUAUUGUCGGUUAUAUAAUUACUGACUCCCAAACAAUUUUACUCUGUCAAUCCUCUAAGUAUUUUAUAAGUAUAUAUAAUGUCUCCUAUCUCUCCUUUUUCUCAAGUGAUGGCAGGUCAAAUUUGUUUAAUCAUUCCCCACAUCCCAUACCCUCGCAAUUCCCAAACAAGACACGUUUCAGUGAUCUAAAUGCCUCAUAAUUUAGGUUCCUGAACAAUGUUCUGACUUUUGCCAUUGUAGAGUACGCAGCUCAUGGUAUCCAGUUUACAUAUACCUUCGGAAUUAGGCUUGGACUUACACCCACUCCCAGGGCUUUUUCUCUACCCUUUACAAGGAGGAAUGGUUUCCUUUAUUGUGUAAUGUUCUUUUGGACUCCUGGCAUCUGGUCCCUUUUCCACCAUCUUUCACUUGCUUGUUUAUAUAUCUGAUCCCCUCUAGGUGUUUAACUAGUCUUAUUUUUAUUCUCCUUCCGAGUAUCUUGCUGUCUGCAGAGGAUGCUUGUAAGUGAUACUGGUCUGUAAUCCAGUGCCUACUCUUGUUGGAAAUUUCCAACACUAAUACAACACUGUUGUAUUAUUAUUACUAAAUCUACUAAUCACUGUAGUAACUAAAAUUAACCAACC
Molecule: messenger RNA, 1255 nt
Organism: Procambarus clarkii (red swamp crayfish)
Lineage: Eukaryota; Metazoa; Arthropoda; Malacostraca; Decapoda; Cambaridae
Source: RefSeq, a predicted model, not a curated record